This is a messenger RNA of Bactrocera dorsalis (oriental fruit fly), 3687 nucleotides long. RefSeq lists its product as uncharacterized. The transcript is spliced from 20 exons. Gene Ontology annotation, biological process: transmembrane transport. NCBI's taxonomy places the organism in Eukaryota, Metazoa, Arthropoda, Insecta, Diptera, Tephritidae. Gene Ontology annotation, molecular function: transmembrane transporter activity. Gene Ontology annotation, cellular component: membrane. The coding region runs from base 77 to 3211 and encodes 1044 amino acids. The record is from RefSeq and is a predicted model, not a curated record.
CUGUGUCUAGUUUGUUUUGCUAAUAACUUUUUGAAUUUUGAAAUGUUAAAUUUUUCGUCAUUAGCUGAAAAUCCAUAUGUCUGCAUUACCGUACGGCACGCACUUUGAUGAUGUUAUGGUUAUAAUAGGCUUCGGUAAGGGGCAUUUGCAACUUUUGGUCACUUGUGGACUGCUGUUAAUGUUCACAAUUACCGAAACAAUGGGUAUGGCUAUCAUAGCACCAAAGAGCGCGUGCGAAUUCGCUAGUUCGGAGCAAGCAAAAGCGGCUAUACAGGCGGCCGCAUAUAUCGGCAUGAUCUUCUCGUCCUAUAUAUGGGGUUAUUUCUGCGACAAAAUCGGAAGGCGAACGGUGCUUGUGCGCAGUACUGCAAUGGCCAUCGUUUGCUCGUUUUCGUCCAUGUUAAUCACAAACUUUUGGGUUUUUCUCACGCUACGCUUUAUGACUGGCAUUUGUGUGGCUGGCCCUGGUUUCGCGGCGCUUACAUAUCUUGGGGAAUUUUGUACACCAAGAAAUCGUGCUUCUAUCAUUAACUAUAUGUGCAUGUUCAAUGGCGUUGCUAUGGUCUAUUGUCCAGGACUUUCCCAGUUAAUGGUGAAUUGGAAAUUGUACAUACCCAUAAUAGGUAAUUUGAUAAUACGCUCUUGGCGCGUACUUGGAUUGCUAUUCUCAGUACCUGGAUGGAUUAGUUUCUUAUUGCUUUUGCGACUACCAGAAAGUCCGAAAUUUCUGCUGUUGGUUAAUAAAAACGAAGAAUGCUCAGAAGUGUUAAAUUGGUUGUGUCUGCUUAACAAUGGAAAGACUUUAGAGGACUUUGGAAUUGACAAUAUGAAACCAUUGUUAAAAUCUGGAAUGACCCCAGCACCAAAUUUGUUUCGGGCAAUGGCCAAGGAGGUUGUACCAUUAUUCCGACAUCCUUAUGUGAAACGAUUCUUGCUCAGCUGCGUUGUUAUGUUCGGAUUGUUGCUCGUUGCCAAUGGUGUUGCAAUCUGGUUCACGGACAUAAGAAACCAUACUCUCACCUGGGAACAAGAGCAUAAAAAUAAGAGCCACGAAAUGGAAUUUUCGAUUUGCGAGGCGAUAAGCCAUAAUAAGAAAGUAGCCAAAGAGACAAUGGUAUGUAGCGACGAAAUUUUGUCUUUUUGGGAUUCCAUUUUUUUGGGUGUUUCAUAUCUAAUUGAAUAUCUUUUCUUUGGUCUAAUGUUGUUGGCCGUUCCGAGAAAGCCCAUAUUUUGCAUUGCACUGAUGAUAUCUGGAAUCAGCGGCAUUUGCCUCCCGUUUGUGUCCAGUUUGAAGAUAAUACCUCCCACCUUUAUCCUCUUCCUUUCGAUACCGGCAGUUAUGACUAAUUUGAUGAACAGCGCGGUACUGGAAUUCAUACCUACUUUUGUAAGAGGUAAAGCGGUUUGCAUUUGUUUGAUAUUUGGCCGCUUUGGCGCAGUUUUUGGCACAACCAUUAUGGCUCAACUGAUUGAGAGCUUUUGCUUUGAAGCCUUCAUGCUGUUCUCGUGUUUUCCAUUCGUUUGUGCGUUAUGCGGAUACUUUCUAAGUGAAGAUUUCAGAAGUCCUUUCAUAGAAAUGGCGCCACAUAACAAUUUCAGUGACACAAAAUUAGCCAUUGAACCGAAUUCUCACGAAAACGCUUCGUCCAGCGUGGAAAAUAUCGAAAACUCAACAAGUACGCGAAAUGCCAAGGAAAUUAAUGGGUCUAACGCCUCGCAGGACACACAACCCCCGCAGCAUGACUACGACACUGUGCUUGAUAUGAUAGGAUAUGGCCGCACGCAAUGGCUACUGCUGAUCACCUGCGGCUUGCUCUUGAUGAUGGUCAUCAACGAGACAAUGGGCAUGAGCAUUGUAACGCUUGCCUCUCAAUGCGAUUUCGCUACAACAUCAGUGGAUAAGGCUAUCUUGAGCGCAGCUUCAUUUGUGGGUAUAGCGUUGUUUUCAUACGUUUGGGGCUAUCUAAGUGACAUCACAGGACGUCGGCGUAUAUUGCUCUAUGCAACUUUCGGCGGAUGUUUGUGCUCGCUGAUAUCGAUGUUCAUGCCCAGCUUUUGGUAUUUCGUAUUCAUGCGCUUCGUGGUGGGCUGUUUCAUUGCUGGACCUUCCUCCACGACAUAUGCAUUUUUGGGUGAAUUUCAUGCGCGACGGCACAAUGCCCUGGCUAUGAACUAUGCUAGUUUGUUUGUGGGCGUAGGGAUGACAUAUGUGCCUGCAAUCGCUUGGUUGGUGCUCUCCAUGGAUUGGUCACUUCAGUUGAGCGAUAGCUUUGCGUUUCGUCCGUGGCGGCUUAUGAUGAUCGUCAAUCUGUUGCCGGGUCUAAUAGCUGCUUGCAUAUUAUUAAUACUACCGGAAAGUCCUAAGCUGCUUUUAUCAUUGCGGAAAAAUGAAGAAGCUUUAGCUGCAGCAAAUUGGAUUUGUGAAUGUAACACUGGCAAAGAUUUGAAGCAGUUGGGCGUUAAGAAACUGAAGCCCGAAAGAACAAUGGCCGAUAAGGUGCACAUUACGAGCAAGUCGUGCUUUCAGACUGUUAAGCACAUCUGGCAGGAGACGCGCCCAUUAGUACAUCGCCCAUACGCUCUAAAUUUUUUGAUUAGCUGCGUCACUAUGUGCGGCCUAUUUUUCAGUUCUAGUGGCAUGGGUCUAUGGUUUCCAGAAAUUCAAAAUAGACUUAGCAUGACUACAGCUGAAGAUCAUGAAACAAUUUGUCAAAUUAUUGGUGACACAUUCAAUGAUAGAAAUGAUCUCACAAAUACCACGAAGGUAUGCAUCGAUGAGAUCAGCGAUAAAAGCUAUAUUGACUCGAUUUCCAUGGGCCUGUGCUAUGUGGUGGGCUACAUUCUGAUAGGCGGCGUCAUAAAAUUAUUUGGACGCAAAGCAACAAUUAUUGGAUCUUUGCUCCUUAGCGCGGUCUGCUGUGUCACGCUGUUUUGGCUGCUCAACCCGACUGCUAUCGUUGUAUCGUUUAUUGUGUUCCUCACAAUGCCAGGCCUGUGUAUAUCCAUGCUGGGCAGUGGUGUGGUGGAACUAGUGCCCACCCAUUUGCGUGGCAAAGCAGUUUGCAUUUGCUUAUUGCUCGGCCGAACGGGCAGCAUUUUCGGCAGCAACCUUAUCGGUGUACUGCUGGAGUCCAAUUGUCAUUUGACAUUUGGCCUUUUCACUGGCUGCGUUUUGGUUUGCAUGCUGCUUACAAUGACCCUGCCCAUUUGAGCGCGCUAAACACUUUAAGCGAUUGCCUAUUAAAGCCAGUGAUGUGGGCGUAGCUGCUUACACCGUAUCUCUGAUGCAUUCUGAUCUAGUAGUGAAUUUUUUUAGGAAAAUUGUUACUUAGUCGCUUAGUAAUUUAAUGUCACCUUGUUAUUUGCAUUGCUUAAUUGUAAUGUGUUGUAACAGCAUUUAAUCGAUAAGUUGUUGAAUUUAUUUUGCACAGCUGCCCUUAUGUAAAUAUUUUGAACUCAACACGCCUUUCUUGUGUGCCUUGUAGGAAAAUGUUGCAUGCAGCUGUUUUGGCAACAUUUUUUAACUAAAGUAGUCUUACUGGUUUUCGUUUAUAGCUUUAUGCCAGUAGGUAUAUCAUAUACUAUAUUAUUACUUGUUUUUUUACAAAUCAACUAUAUUCACAUACUCAUUGUUGUAGUAGAAUGUGUAAGUGUUUCAAGCUAAAACAAAGUUUUAUUAAAUUUAAA